AGAGAGAGAGAGAACAGAGUGGUUAUUUUCCACCGUCUGUUCCGCCGGGUUUCAUUACCGUGGCAGAGAGGCACCUGGGAAAGACCUGCGGCAGGCUGUGUGUUUCUCAAUAUGGAUGUGGAAUACGUGCUCACCUUUCUGUUUUGGCCGCUAAGAACAGACGGAAAGGAGAUUAAAGGAAGGGGAAAAGAUGGAUAGCAGGCGGAUUACCUGGGAACAGGAAAUGUUGAAAAGGUGUGUGAGCCAGCGGAGGUGUCGUUCAGUUCAGAUGGAUGUGAUUGUUGAGCGUUCGCUGUAACAGAAGCCUUUCCUGUCUGAAAUAUUCGAAGGCUUGAAUCAUCCUUCGCCACGUUUCAGUGAAAUGGCUCCAAUGGACAUUGUGGCUUUGAGUUUGCAGGUGUGUCUGCAGUUUUCCCCCAAGCGCUGGGAACACACUCCGCAGAUGAGAUGAGAGAAUUGUAAGAGAUUGUGACAGAGCACACACAUACCUGUCUAAACAGCUAAACUGCUCAGAAGAACAUGUGUGUGUCUGUGUGAUUGCACAACUCCAGGCAAUGGAAUGUGUGAACCUCUCCCAGUUAACGGGAACUCUUAGUUUGUCCAAACUGGACAGGCACAAGUGCUGAGUUAUGAAAAUGUGGUGGAUGCGGGUUCAGGGUCCGAUGAGGAGGACAGACUGCUGGGUUCUGAGGGCGAAGGCAGUCCAGCAGGUGUGCCGAGCCUGGAGGCUUCACCCCGGGUAGCCGACGGCCUGUUCUCUUGCCGGGAGGAUGAAGAAAACGAAAGCCGGGAUGGGGCAGGGGCCCAUGUCUGGCACCACGAAGACCUGAAUGGUUCAGAGGAAAGAAAAGCUGAGUACAACUCAAUGAGCCCUGACAUCUCUCUUCAUGGAAUUGGAAAUGGUACAGUUAAGGGUAUUGAUGCCUCUUCAGAGCUGGAAAGCUUCUUUGCCAAGAGGAAACUGGAUGACGGUGAGGGACAUGCAGCGAGCAUUGCAGAAUACCUGCAGGAUACUGUUAUCAUUUAUCCAGAAGAUCCAGACGAGGGUACACGACUAGGAACACCGGAGGCCAACGGACAAGAUGAAAAUGAAAACGAUCUGGCACUGAGGACGCCAGAUGCCUUUGCCCAACUGUUGACCUGCCCCUACUGUGACCGGGGCUACAAGCGGCUGACCUCUCUGAAGGAGCACAUCAAGUACCGACAUGAGAAAAACGAUGAGAGCUUCCCCUGUCCCCUGUGCAGUGACACCUUCGCCUACCGCACCCAGCUAGAACGCCAUAUGGCCACACAUAAGCCUGCCAGAGAUCAGCCUCAACUGCUAAACGAAGGGGCUGGUAACCGCAAAUUCAAAUGCACAGAGUGUGGAAAAGCCUUCAAAUACAAGCAUCACUUGAAGGAGCACCUCCGCAUUCACAGUGGUGAGAAGCCAUAUGAGUGCUCCAACUGCAAGAAGCGCUUCUCCCACUCUGGCUCCUACAGCUCCCACAUAAGUAGCAAGAAAUGCAUUGGCCUUAUCUCUAUUAAUGGACGGGUACGCCAUGGAGUCAACAGCAAGCCUGGCUCAUCACCAAACUCUGCUGCAUCCUCCCCUGGCAGUCCUGCCUUAGCUCAGCUCCGUCACAAACUGGAGAACGGCAGGUCCAUGAGCUUUCAAGACCCAUUUGCCCACCCAGACAUCAAGUCUGAGCCCAUGGACUUCAAUGAUCGUCUUAUGAUCGCAUCUCAACAAGAAUAUGGUGGGUCAGGAACCUUUCUCAAUGGCGGUGGCCGUAGUCCUCCAGGGAUGCACAGUUCAUCUCAGAACCCCCUGCAACAUCUAGCCAUUGGGUCGGAUUCUCAUCUAUUGGGCUAUCCAGCGUUCAUCAACAACAUGAGUGAGGUUCAGAAGGUUCUUCAGAUUGUGGACAACACAGUUUGCCGACAGAAAUUGGAUGGCAACCCUGAAGAGAUAUCUAAGCUUAGAACAUACAUAAAGGCAUUAGGCUCCCAGAUGGAGGAGCAGAAUCGGGUACUAGCCUCCCAGCAAGGCUUCCUUGGCGUUGGACACAACAGUCCCACCAAGACUAUCAUUGACUACACACUGGAAAAGGUCAAUGAAGCCAAAGCAUGUCUCCAGAGUUUAACAGAAGACUCUAAGAGGCGAGCGGUGGAUAUAAAAAAAGAAAGACCAAGCCACGCCAUGGAUCUUCUAUCUGAAGACAAAGCACAGGAGAGGGAUGCGCAGUACGCACCAUUCUCUUGUCAGUAUUGCAAGGAGACGUUUUCUGGCCCUAUUCCAUUACAUCAACACGAGCGCUAUCUCUGCAAGAUGAACGAGGAGAUCAAGGCUGUCCUCAAACCUAAUGAUACUGUACCAACCGGCCGCAGGGGACUUAUUGGCUCAGAGCAGCAUGAUGGUGUGAUCUCCUCAUCUUUUGAGAGGAAUCCCACCAGCCCAGUCAACCCCUACAAGGAUCACAUGACAGUACUGAAAGCCUACUUUGCCAUGAACACUGAGCCCAACUCAGAGGAAUUGAGGAAGAUCUCCAUGGCGGUGGGUCUUCCUCAGGAGUUUGUGAAGGAUUCAUUUGUGCAAUGGAAAGCUCAAUCUCACCACAGCUUCUCGAGGAAAAGAUCUCCUCCCCUUGAGCGAAGUGGAGAGCUCAACCAUGGCUUGAACAGGGAGUCCACUUUUUCCCGGUCACCUAUGUCUCUGGGUCAAUAUGGCGACUCAACGGCGGAUAUCCAAGCUAUCACCAAUGGGGAUUCAGGGCAGAAGUCGUCCAAACCACAUCAGUUUACAGGCAUCAGGCAGACCAAUGAAAAGCCACUUGACUCUGUGGACCACAUAAGGGGUGAGACACCCUCACCUUUGAAUCUCUCAUCAUCAUCAUCCAAACACUCACAUAGCAGUUCGUACACUCCUAACAGCCUUGUCUCUGAGGAUGCCCAUGGGGAACCUCUGGACUUGUCUUUGCCAAAACAAGUUUACAAGGCAGAACGGAGACCCAAACACAAUGGGUUUUCUGUAGACCAGACUAGCAACUCCUCUGCACGUGAAUCAGGAACAGAGCCUUUAAAUUUGGCCCACAUCAAGAAGGAGUUCAAUGGGCACAAUAAUUUGGGCAAUGAAAAUCAGCUGGAGAAAAGCUCAAGCCCCAUCUUUAGUAUAAACCCCUUCGGUGGUGGGCACAUGUACACCUCGCUUCCACCUCACGGAGCAUUCCCUCCCCCUACUUUUAUGUCUACGGCUCAAGCCAGCAUCCCGGGACUCAGGCCUUACCCAGGGUUGGAUCCCAUGAGUUUCUUACCACCUAUGGCUUACACUUACGCAGCAGGGGCAGCCACUUUUGCUGAGAUGCAGCAACGGCGGAAAUACCAGCGGAAACCAGGCUUCCAGGGGGAGCUAAUGGACAGCACAGGGGACUAUCUGUCAGGGCUAGAGGACCUGACAGACAGCGAGUCGCUGCUCGCCCGGAAGAAGAUUAAGAAGACUGAAAGUGGUAUGUACGCGUGUGACUUGUGCGACAAAACAUUCCAGAAGACCAGUUCCCUCCUAAGACACAAAUAUGAGCACACAGGAAAGCGGCCUCACCAGUGCCAGAUUUGCAAAAAGGCCUUCAAACACAAGCACCACCUCAUCGAGCACUCACGUCUACACUCGGGCGAGAAACCCUACCAGUGUGACAAAUGUGGCAAGCGCUUUUCCCACUCCGGCUCUUACUCGCAGCACAUGAACCACCGAUAUUCCUACUGCAAACGGGAGGCGGAGGAGCGUGAGGCCGCCAAACAAGAUAGCCAUGACAAUGGCGGACCCCUGGAGCCCACGGAGCUCCUAAUGCGUCAGGCUUACCUUCAAGGCCUCGGGCCCCUGGGCUUUUCGGAUCCAGAGGACCAGAUGGAGGACAUCACACGAGAAAACACCAUCUUGAGAGAUGGCACUGAGGGUCGGGCCAGGGAGGCAGAGGAGGCGUAUCCGGAAGUGACUGACAGGCAAGAGACAGAGUUGGUGGAGGAAGAGGAAAUGGAGGCAGAGGGGCGGAGAUUUGGAACUCAGAGCCCUGAAGGGACAGCAAAAGAUGAGAAAGAGAGAAAAGUAAUGGGAGGGACAGAGGACGAGAGCUCGGAAGAGGGGAAAUUAGCGAGCAAAAGAAAUCCUGACUGCGAGAAUGAGGAUGCUGAUUAACUACUGCAUUUCGGAAUAAGCUUCUUGUUUUCUUUUUCCCUCAAGCUUGCAUCGUGCCCUUCUUCCGCCCCUUUUGGAGGGACUUUGAGCCAGAUUCAUUUGUACCACACUGCCACGUCUUGGUUAUCUGAACGUGCGCCUGAGGCUUGCACUCAAUGAAAUAAAGAGUGGAACUUCAUAAUCAGGCAUCAGAAACUAAGAUGGAACAUGAAGGAAUCCAUAUUAUGCAAAAAUACAAGUGAUAACGAUUGUCAGAAUAAAAUUUAAAGAGAGUUUUUUUUUUAAAUGUACAGAGGUUUCAGCCAGAAAGCUGUGUGGUGCUGAUUUCCAUAUAACUCCUGUGUUUCAUUGUGGUCGUAGCACAAGCCUGGAAAUUGCACUCUGAAAAAAAAAAAGCAUUAGAAAAAAGUAAAAACAAAAAACAAAAAUAAAAUGAACAAAAAACACUUAGGUAAAAAAGCAUUGCCUAUAUGUACUUAUACUGCGCUUGAAGACGCAGGAGUGUGUAAGUGUUAUAUUUCGUCUAUCACUUACUGUGAUACCCUUGGUUUUACCUUUCUUUUCCUGACCAGCUAUUCAAGUUUUGGCAUCUCACCAUGGCUUUUUAGGAAGCGACUUUAAAUAAAUAAUAUCUACAUGAUUCUUAAACGUACAAAGUCUUAAAGUUGGCCAGGGGUGGAUGGAAAGAGUCUGGGUAACUGUAAUGACGGAGGCUCAUUGUAUGAGGUGACGUCAGAACCCCUGUGUUGUUUUUUUUCGUUCGAGAAAAGCCUUAUAUGCAAACCCUUUCACCUGUGUUUUCUGCAAGUGCCAUCCUUGUACAGUAUAAAGCGAAGUUAACUAGUGUUCUCUUUGCACCUGCUUUAGUAUUAAAUGAAAUAUUUCACCUUGUCAUUUGAAAUACCUACGUCAGUAUUAGUAUUAGACUGCAGUUGUUUAGUUUACAUAUUGUUUGUGCAAUUUUCUGUAUUUUUUUAAGAUCAUCUGUCAGUAUUAUCUUGGUUUGUUUUGUUUCGUUCAAUACAAAGUUCAUUUUUAUUUUAAACUACCAUUUUAUUUAUGUGACUCAUUUUAUAUUUCCUAAUUAUAUUUAUUUCAUACUGUAGUGUACAGUAUUAUAGUUCCUUGAUAUAGAUAUAUUUUAGUAAAUAAGGAUCCUUACAAGUGGAGCAAAUUUUACGUAAAGAGAGCAUUUAUUGUAUCUGGAGCGAUUGCUGUGAAUUGCUCUUACUACACUUACCUGAUGAAGGAGAAUCUACAAUUUGGGAACUUUUGAUACAAUAUUGUGAAAACACUGUAUUUUUGACUGAAAGGAAAAAAAAAUUCCACUUUAUUCAUCUUAUUUGUUUUUCCUUUUUCCCUUUUUUAGCUAAAGAAUGAGGGGGGAGGGGGGAUGUGGUUGUUGGGAUUCUUUGAAAUGUCUGUUGAAGUAUAAUUUAAUUUUUAAUUUGUAAUUUUUCUUGAAAAUGACCUUGCUCGAAUAAAUGUAGCCCAAUUUAAUUUUGAAAGCCUGUGUAACAUCUCACUUAACGACUCACUUAAAUUUCCUCACAAAUUGUCAGAUGUCGACACAUUCAAUUUAUCGGGGUGGCAGUGGCUCAGUGGUUCGUUAGGUCAACUACAAACCUGAAGGUUGGUUCCAUGAGCAAGACACCUAACCCCAGGUGCUCCCGAUGAGCUGGAUGGUGCCUUGUAUGGCUGACACCACCGUCGGUGUAUGUAUAAAUGGUGCGUUGGUGGCCAUUGGGUCUGUGAAAGCGCUAUAUAAAUGCAGUCCAUACCAUUACUUUAAAUACUAAAUAACCAUUCCCAUAUAGCCAAGAAAAAAAUGUGUUCAAAUAGUUAGCAAUUUAGUAUCUUUGAUAUAAUGUGUGUGUGUGUGUGUGUGUGAGUGUGUGAGAGAGCAUGUACGUGUGCCUUAUUGUGCAAGUAAUAAGGAGUGUCAUCAAUAUUAUAAAUCACCUCCAUAAAUUGGAGAAAAAAGAUCAGACUUUAAUAUUCCUCAGUAUCAUUUUCUGUGCUAUCAUUUAAUUAAUUACUGGAACCUUUACCUUUUGAUGUGGAUUACACAUAGCAAUAUAAUCCACCUUAUCAAAGUCCCUCACAGUAUGAUAGCCUUCUAUUAGUCUCUUUGAAGUUGAAUGAUGUUGGGUUGCGCUAAAUUAACAUCAGCUGCAGGCUGCCAAACUGGCUGUGAAGACUCAAUGUUGGAACUCUAUGGAGUUCCAUUAACCAUGACCUUGCUAAUUUUCUCAACUCACAUACUCAUCUCAAGUUUAAUUUUCAAGGAACUAUUCAAGACACUUUUCUCCCUGCAGGGAUGUACAGUCCAUUUCAUUUUAGAAGCUAAGGUUACUGUAUAAAUUGCCCUACCAAAUUGAACCGCAUAGUACAUAAGCUGCAAUUUUUUAUUUAUUUAUUUUUUUGCAAAACAAAUUUUCUCUGCUGUCCAAUUUUUGAUGGGGUAACUAAAUAAAUGCAUCAUGCAUGAGUGGUAAAACCACUUAAAUGUGUAUAUGUUCUGACACUGAAUGGUGAUAUUUGGGAUACUUUAUAUGAAAUAAUAUGCUAAAUAAUAUGCUAAUUAUAAUAGAAGUGUAUUACAAGUGUAAUGAUCUGGUCUGAGACUGUACCUGUAGUUGUUCUUUUCAUGUGGUUUUCCGUUCAGGUGAUUAUCUAAAGGGGCUGUUGUAAGCCUCUGCAUUAAACACACACAAAUAAAUAAAAUGCCC
This is a messenger RNA of Pimephales promelas (fathead minnow), 6900 nucleotides long. The record is from RefSeq and is a predicted model, not a curated record. NCBI's taxonomy places the organism in Eukaryota, Metazoa, Chordata, Actinopteri, Cypriniformes, Leuciscidae.